CUGGUUGGGUCUGCCCUUCGGUCCCUCCUAAUUCUGCCCCUCCUCUAGGGAAAGGGUGGGGACGUCGGUGUGGAAUCAAAGAUUGUGCCUGGCGACACGGGCCUCCCCGGGACUGGGGUCUCCCCGGCCCUGGUGGUAGGCAGGGGGGCCCGAAAGGGGCAAAAGGAAGGAGGGCCCCGGUGGGUGGGCAGGGGGCCCUGAAAUGGGUAAAAGGAAGCGUGACAGAGGGGCCAAGCGGGCCAGCGGCGAAGGUCGGAGCGGGAACGAGGCAGGAACCGGCAAAGAUUCACUCCGCGGGAGGCCGCGGGCGAGAGGAGGAGAGGCCGGGGCCAGGAUCGCGAGAGAAUCUGGAGCGCUCCGGUGACCUCGGACCAGAGCUCCCUUCCGGUUUGUGGAGAUGGGCCCCAGGCUUGGCCGACCAAGGAGUGUGUGGCUUUUCCGCCUCAAAACUACGGAAAGGGAGGGAUGGAGUAUGAACCGGAGCGGCGCUUACGGCCUCAGAGCUAGAUUCAGGGCAGUGUCCUGCUCCUGACCAUCUGUGCGGCUGGCAUUGGUGGGACUUUUCAAUUUGGCUACAACCUCUCCAUCAUCAGUGCCCCGACGUUGCCCAUCCAGGAAUUCAUCAAUGAGACAUGGCAGGUGCAUACUAGCCAGCCGCUGCCCGACCACCUAGUUCUGCUUGUGUGGUCCCUCAUCGUGUCUCUGUACCCCCUGGGGGGUCUCUUUGGAGCACUGCUUGCUGGGCCCCUGGCCAUCAUAUUGGGAAGGAAGAAGUCCCUCCUGGUGAAUAAUAUCUUUGUGGUGGCCACAGCGACCCUGUUUGGCUUCAGCCACAGACCAGGCUCCUUUGAGAUGGUCAUGCUGGGAAGGCUGCCCUUGGGAGUCAGUGCAGGUGUGAGCAUGAAUGUCCAGCCCAUGUACCUAGGGGAAAGCGUCCCCAAGGAGCUCCGAGGAGCUGUGGCCAUGACCUCAGUCAUCUUCACUGCCCUAGGGAUUGUGAUAGGCCAGGUGGUUGGACUCAGGGAACUCCUGGGGGACUCACAGGCCUGGCACCUGCUGCUGGCCAGCUGCCUAGUGCUUGGGGUGCUCCAGCUUGCCUUCCUCCCUCUGCUCCCUGAGAGCCCACGCUACCUCCUCAUUGACUGUGGAGACAUGGAGGCCUGCCUGGCAGCGCUGCAGCGGCUGCGGGGCACCACGGAGGUGGCGGAGGAGUUGGCUGAGCUGGAAGAGGAGCGUAUCUUCUGCCAGGGCCGGCGCGCCCUGCGCCCAUGGGAGUUGUUCCAGGAUCGCGGGCUGUGGAGACAGGUGACAAGCCUCAUGGUCCUGGGCAGUGCCUUGGAGCUUUGCGGAACCAACUCGGUGUAUGCCUACGCCUCCUCCAUGUUCCGGGAGGCCGGGAUCCCCGAGGGGAAAGUCCAGUAUGCUAUCGUGGGGACUGGGAGCUGCGAGCUGCUUGCGGCCUGUAUCAGUUGUGCAGUGAUCGAGAUGGUGGGCCGCCGGAAGCUGCUGAUAGCGGGGUAUGGUCUGAUGGCCUGCUGUGGAAGUAUCUUUACAGUGGCCCUGUGCCUGCAGAGCUCCCUCCCUUGGAUGCCCUACCUGGCCAUGUUCUGCGUCUUUGCCCUCAUCCUCAGCUUUGGCAUUGGCCCUGCCGGAGUGACAGGGAUUCUGGCCAUGGAGCUCUUUGACCAGAAGGCCCGCCCUGCUGCCUCUAUGGUCUGCGGGGUGCUCAUGUGGACCAUGCUCUUCCUGGUCGGGCUGGGGUUUCCCUUCAUCAUGGAAGGCUUGUGCCACUUUCUUUAUGUGCCUUUCCUGGGUGUUUGUGUCUGUGGGACCAUCUGUACUGGCUUCUUCCUCCCCAAGACCAAAGGCAAGACCUUCCUGGAGAUCUCUGAGGAACUUCACAGACUCAACUUCCCUAGGCAGAGCCAGGGCCCUGAGUGGCUGGGCCCGGAAGUCAUCCAGGCCACAGAGCUGUAGUUCUGUAGGUGUGGUGGGCCCCAGAUCCAGCGGCAGCUCUCUUCUUUGCUUCCUGCCCAGGGUCCCAGCCCUCUGCGUUCCCUCCUUCCUGCAUUCAUUUGUUUAAUGAGUGCCCAUGUAGCACCUACUGCAUGCAGGCUUGGUGCUAGGUGCUUAGCAAUCCGUGGUGAGCCAGAGAGAUGGGAUCAGGACCUACUGGUGCUCCCCAUCUAGAGGCAGUUAACUAACAGGCAACCAGUCAAAACAUUAUUGCAAACUUGGAGAAAUGCAGUAGGAGAAAAUACAGAUUAUGAAGUGAGUGCAUACUAGGGAGCCUGGCCUAUCUGAGGAGGGUGGUCAGAAAAGAAUUUUCUGGGGGUACUUGGCUGACUUGGUCAGUAGAGCAUGCAAUUCUUGAUUUUGGGGUUGGAAGUUUUGAGCCCCAUGUCAGGUGUAGAGAUUACUUAAAAAUAAAAUCUAAAAAAAAAAAUUUUUUUUUUCUGAGUAACUGAUUUUUUAUUUUUAAUUUUUUUUUAAUUUUUUUUUUAACGUUUAUUUAUUUUUGAGACAGAGAGAGACAGAGCAUGAACGGGGGAUGGUCAGAGAGAGAGGGAGAUGCAGAAUCCGAAACAGGCUCCAGGCUCUGAGCUGUCAGCACAGAGCCCGACGCGGGGCUCGAACCCACGGACCGUGAGAUCAUGACCUGAGCCGAAGUCAGACGCUUAACCGACGGAGCCACCCAGGUGCCCCGGAACUGAUUUUUUUUUUUAAAAAAAUCAAUGUUGACGGGGCACCUGGGUGGCUCCGUCGGUUAAGCAUCCGACUUCGGCUCAGGUCAUGAUCUCACAUUUUGUGGGUUCGAGCCUCGUGUCGGGCUCUGUGCUGACAGCUCAGAGCCUGGAGCCUGCUUCGGAUUCUGUGUCUCCCAGUCUCUCUGCCCUUCCCCCACUCAUGCUCUGUCUCUGUCUCUCAAAAAUGAAUACAUGUUAAAAAAAAAUCAACCUUGAGGUGUAAUUUACAUGCAGUAAAAUGAAUCUAUAUUGAGUAUACACUUAAUGAGUUUUGGCAGAUGUAUGUGCCCAAGAAACCACCACCACAAUCAAAGUAGAACAUUUACAUCAUCCCAAAGUCUCCCUCAUGCCCCUUUGCAACUAGUAAGCCAUCCCACCUGCAGGCCCAGGCCAUGAUAGGUCACAUUGCCUUUUUUGGAGUUUGAUAUAAUUCCACACCAUAUGUAUGCAUUUGUGUCCGGUUUUGCUCCAAAUAAAGUUUUGGGGAUUCACACAUGUUGUCACAUCAUUAGUAUAUAUUCUUUUGUGUUGCUGAGCAAUAUUCUACUGUAUGGAUGUAUCAUAAUUUGUUUACCAUUUACCUGUCAAUGGACAUUUUGGGUUGUUUUUGAUUCUUGGCCAUUCAUGAAUAAAACUUCUAUUAACAUUCCUGCACAA
Molecule: messenger RNA, 3404 nt
Organism: Panthera uncia (snow leopard)
Lineage: Eukaryota; Metazoa; Chordata; Mammalia; Carnivora; Felidae
Gene: SLC2A11
Product: solute carrier family 2 member 11
Exons: 12
Biological process (GO): monosaccharide transmembrane transport
Cellular component (GO): membrane
Molecular function (GO): hexose transmembrane transporter activity
Source: RefSeq, a predicted model, not a curated record